GCCAACAAAAAAAAAAAAAGGGAAAUAAAAAAAAAGGGGAGAAAUAUCUGAAUUCAUAUCUCUUUCUUCUCCGGCAUCUCCGACUCCGAUCUGUAUGCCCACCGAGCGUUAGAGGAAGACGGAGAUAAAAGAUCCUUCUGUUUCUCUCAGGGUUUUGAUUGCGGCAGAGGCUUUCUUGGCGGAUAUUAGGUUUCGGUUACUUCGAAUUUUUCGAGAGGGGAAAAGGAAUAAAGAGACGAGGAUGAAGAACACUGAAAGAAUCGCGAAUUUGGCCUUAGCAGGUUUGACGUUGGCACCACUUGUUAUGAAGGUAGAUUCAAACUUAAAUGUUAUUUUGACAGCAUGCCUGACAGUCUAUGUAGGAUGCUAUCGGUCUGUCAAGCCAACUCCGCCAUCCGAGACAAUGUCUAAUGAGCAUGCUAUGCGUUUUCCCUUUGUUGGGAGUGCAAUGCUGUUGUCACUUUUCCUGCUAUUCAAAUUCCUAUCCAAAGACUUGGUUAAUGCCGUAUUAACCUGCUAUUUCUUUGUGCUUGGGAUCAUUGCUCUUUCGGCAACAUUGUUACCUGCCAUAAAACGCUACUUGCCAAAGCAUUGGAAUGAACAUGAUAUUGUUUUGCGUUUUCCAUACAUUCGCUCUUUGGAGAUUGAGUUCACAAAGUCUCAGAUCAUCGCAGGAAUCCCAGGAACCUUUUUCUGUGCGUGGUAUGCUUCAAAGAAGCAUUGGCUGGCUAAUAAUAUUCUUGGCCUUGCUUUCUGCAUUCAGGGAAUUGAAAUGCUCUCUCUUGGCUCUUUUAAAACAGGUGCCAUUCUCCUGGUUGGGCUUUUUGUGUAUGAUAUUUUCUGGGUAUUUUUCACCCCUGUGAUGGUUAGUGUUGCAAAGUCUUUUGAUGCUCCUAUAAAGCUGUUGUUCCCAACAGCAGAUUCUGCACGGCCAUUUUCCAUGCUUGGACUUGGUGAUAUUGUAAUUCCUGGUAUUUUUGUAGCAUUAGCAUUGCGUUUUGAUGUAUCUAGGGGGAGAGAAAGCCAGUACUUUAAGAGUGCAUUUUUAGGCUACACUGUUGGUUUGGUCCUUACAAUUAUAGUCAUGAACUGGUUUCAGGCUGCACAGCCUGCACUGUUGUACAUUGUGCCAGCUGUUAUUGGAUUCUUGGCUGCCCACUGUAUAUGGAAUGGUGAAGUCAAACAGUUGCUGGAGUUUGAUGAGUCCAAGAGCGCUGCUAAACCUCAAGAAGAUAGUGAUGACAAAUCUAGCAAGAAGGUCGAAUGAGUUAAAAAAGCCUUUGAUACCAAAACUAUUUAAGCUUUGAGAAAAC
Messenger RNA from Rubroshorea leprosula, 1313 nucleotides. The record is from the annotation of a GenBank genome assembly. Lineage: Eukaryota; Viridiplantae; Streptophyta; Magnoliopsida; Malvales; Dipterocarpaceae.